AUGACGAAAUUAGUUCAAUUUGGCGUGAUAGCGAGGAACUUUUCUAGUUCUUCUGCUAUGCAAAGUGCAAUCAAGAAUGUUACAGUUAUCGGUGGAGGCCUAAUGGGCUCCGGCAUCGCCCAGGUGUCGGCUCAAGCAGGCCAGAAUGUGAUCCUGGUUGAUGUAAGCUCCGAUGUGUUGGCGAAAUCUCAGAAGUCUAUUGGUGCCAACCUCGGCAGGGUGGCUAAGAAGAUGUACAAGGAUAAACCUCAGGAGGGAGAGAAGUUCGUGACUGAUGCUAUGGCCAGGAUCAAGACUAGCACUGACCCCUCCGAGGCUUCAAAGUCUGCUGACCUUGUUGUUGAGGCUAUUGUUGAGAACAUGAGUGUGAAGCACAAGCUGUUCUCUCAACUUGAUGCGGUAGCACCAAACCAUACAAUCUUUGCAUCCAACACUUCAUCAUUAUCUAUCAAUGAAAUCUGCUCUGUAGUGAAGAGGAAAGACAGAUUUGGUGGUCUACACUUCUUCAACCCCGUGCCUGUAAUGCGUCUGUUAGAAGUGGUCCGAGGAGCUGAGACUUCUGAUGCUACCUACAAGACCAUGAUGGAGUGGGGCAAAGCUGUUGGCAAGACUUGCAUUACCUGCAAGGACACGCCUGGGUUUGUGGUCAACAGGCUCCUAGUGCCCUACAUCUGUGAGGCCAUCAGGCUGUAUGAAAGAGGCGAUGCAUCAGCCCGUGACAUCGACACCGCCAUGAAACUAGGUGCGGGCUACCCCAUGGGACCGCUCGAGCUCGCCGACUACGUAGGACUCGACACCAACAAGUUCAUCCUUGACGGCUGGCACAAGAAGUACCCUGACCAGCCUCUCUUCAACCCUAUCCCACUGCUGGACAAACUGGUAGCUGAAGGCAAACUUGGUGUGAAAGCUGGCGAGGGCUUCUACAAAUACGAUAAGAAAUAA
This is a messenger RNA of Spodoptera littoralis (African cotton leafworm), 942 nucleotides long. NCBI's taxonomy places the organism in Eukaryota, Metazoa, Arthropoda, Insecta, Lepidoptera, Noctuidae. The record is from the annotation of a GenBank genome assembly.